Messenger RNA from Globicephala melas (long-finned pilot whale), 3343 nucleotides. It is a transcript of the gene PPM1B, whose product is annotated as protein phosphatase, Mg2+/Mn2+ dependent 1B. Gene Ontology annotation, biological process: peptidyl-threonine dephosphorylation; negative regulation of canonical NF-kappaB signal transduction; positive regulation of canonical NF-kappaB signal transduction. The record is from RefSeq and is a predicted model, not a curated record. Gene Ontology annotation, molecular function: protein serine/threonine phosphatase activity; manganese ion binding; magnesium ion binding. NCBI's taxonomy places the organism in Eukaryota, Metazoa, Chordata, Mammalia, Artiodactyla, Delphinidae. Gene Ontology annotation, cellular component: cytosol; nucleus.
GGUGCGGGGAGGGGGGUUGCAGAAGGAGCCGAGCGGCUGCUGCUCAAUGGCGGAAAAGCCGCCGGUGUUCUGACCGCUUCGUCCCCCUAGCAGUUGCGGGGGAGUUUCCUGCCGGCGCGGCUGGAGUCUCUGUUUCUCAGGGUUCGGUGGCUGGAAGAUGCUCCAGAGAGACGAGGCUGCGGCGGAGGAGGUGGCGGCGGCCGAAUCGGCAACGGCGCUAGGGUGGAGAGAAGGCGGCAGCGGCGGCGGCGGCGGCGGCGUGCGGGGCCCAACGGUGUAAACAGCCCCGGAGGCGGCGGAGGCGGUGGCCAAGACCCCGAGGGGGAAGCGGCGGCUGAGCCAGGGUCGCGCCUCCGUUGGAAGCCUGGGCUGAGUGCAGCAGAGGGGUUCUGCGGCGGGCGCGAGCGGACGCCCUAGACCUCGCCUCCCUCCCUCGCCCCAGAUUCAUUACUAAACAUGGGUGCAUUUUUGGAUAAACCCAAAACUGAGAAACAUAAUGCUCAUGGUGCUGGGAAUGGUUUACGUUAUGGCCUGAGUAGCAUGCAAGGAUGGAGAGUGGAGAUGGAAGAUGCACACACAGCUGUCGUAGGUAUUCCUCACGGCUUGGAAGACUGGUCGUUUUUUGCAGUUUAUGAUGGUCACGCUGGAUCCAGAGUAGCAAAUUACUGCUCAACACACUUAUUAGAACACAUCACUAAUAAUGAAGACUUUAGGGCAGCUGGAAAAUCAGGAUCUGCUCUUGAGCCUUCAGUGGAAAACGUCAAGAAUGGUAUCAGAACUGGCUUUUUGAAAAUUGAUGAAUACAUGCGUAACUUUUCAGAUCUCAGAAAUGGCAUGGACAGGAGCGGUUCAACUGCAGUGGGAGUUAUGAUUUCACCUAAGCAUAUUUACUUCAUCAACUGUGGUGAUUCACGGGCUGUUCUGUAUAGGAAUGGACAAGUCUGCUUUUCUACCCAAGAUCACAAACCUUGCAACCCAAGGGAGAAAGAGCGAAUCCAAAAUGCAGGAGGCAGCGUAAUGAUACAGCGUGUUAAUGGUUCAUUAGCAGUGUCUCGUGCUCUGGGGGACUAUGAUUACAAGUGUGUUGAUGGCAAGGGCCCAACAGAACAACUUGUUUCUCCAGAGCCUGAGGUUUAUGAAAUUUUAAGAGCAGAAGAGGAUGAAUUUAUCAUCUUGGCUUGUGAUGGGAUCUGGGAUGUUAUGAGUAAUGAGGAGCUCUGUGAAUUUGUUAAAUCUAGGCUUGAGGUAUCUGAUGACCUGGAAAAUGUGUGCAAUUGGGUAGUGGACACUUGUUUGCAUAAGGGAAGUCGAGAUAACAUGAGUAUUGUACUAGUUUGCUUUUCAAAUGCCCCCAAGGUCUCAGAUGAAGCAAUGAGAAAAGACUCAGAGUUGGAUAAGUACUUGGAAUCACGGGUGGAAGAAAUUAUGGAGAAGUCUGGUGAGGAAGGAAUGCCUGAUCUUGCCCAUGUCAUGCGCAUCUUGUCUGCAGAAAAUAUCCCGAAUUUGCCUCCUGGGGGAGGUCUUGCCGGCAAGCGCAAUGUUAUUGAAGCUGUUUAUAGUAGGCUGAAUCCACAUAGAGAAAGUGAUGGGGGUGCUGGAGAUCUAGAAGACCCAUGGUAGCCUUAUAAGCCUUCUAAAAUGCUUUUGAUUCUGAAAAUUGGGGGAAAAAAACUUUUAAUCACAAUUUUCUUCAGUACAAGGGAAAAAAUAUUCUUGUGGAUUCCCAGCGUUUUGUGAUAUGAGCAGAAAAUCAUUAGCAUUUCCCAUCAUUUGUUCAUAUUUGUGUUUUCUGGUAAUUGCCACUUGUAGCAUUGCCUGUACUACAGUAUUUUUUGCCAACCUCAGGCAUACUGGUUACAUCUAUAUUGAACUUUUGACCCUAGAAACCAAUGGAGUUAUUUCACCACAAAUAACGAAUAUGCCUGAGGUGCAUGGGAAUAUAGUUAGCUGUACUCUGAAGAUACAUUAUGUGUUUUUUUUUUUUUUAAACAAGACACACAACAUAUAAGCAUGUAAGAGUAAAGAAUUGUAUGAGAUGUUCCUUUUUUCAGUUCACCAAGUUGGAAGCCUUUUGCAGCUCUGUGACUUAAAAUUUCAUUUGAGCAAUUUACUAUAGGAUUUAUAUUUAUUAUUAAUUGUUAUUUAAUUUUUUUCCAAUUUUACCUGUAUUACCAAACUGGGUUCUCCAAUAAUGUCCAAAUUGUAAUGUUGCCUGCUUCAAGAUAAAGUGUAUUUGGCAAUAAUAUUAUAAACCUUUACAAAUUUUAUGCAUGUACCUACCACAUCCUUCAACUCUCACUAGAAAAACCUCUUGAAACCAAAUGGAUUAAUUUAUGGCUAUUUAUAAUUUGCUUUGCCAUCUCACUGCUGCAAAUUUUUUUAAAUGAGAUUUGCCUUUAUAAUGUAAAUUGUGAUUUUUGUUUUACAUGUGGGUUUCUAUAGUUUUAAUUUUUCAGCUUUUAAGAUACAACAAGUUUUGUGUAAUUUGGUAUAAUUUUUAAUUGUUUACGUUAUUUUAAAAGCUCAGAAUAUCACUGAAAUGACUAUAAAUACAUUUAAAAUUAUCUAUUUUAGAUCUAAGGAAAUAUUACAGAGAUAUUUUCAUGGGUUCAGUAACCUUUCAUUUUAUAACAUUGGGCACGGUACGGAGUGGCUGUCACAUAAGGUACUUGAAGAUUAUUAGUUUAAUUCUAUUUUUACAAUAACCUUGAAUCCUUGAAUUCUUUUGAGUUUUGCAUGUAGCCAGUUAAUGCUGAACAUGAAGAGUGAAAUAUUUAUCUAAAAGAAGCUAUUGGGGUAGGAGAAGCAAUGAAUGUAUCCAUUUGUACAUGGUUUACAUGUUGUGGAUGCUUUGUAAACAUUUUCUAUCUGUUUAAAUUGUGUUUCAGCAGGAUGUAAUUGCCCUUGUGUGUAGUUAAAAUGAGUCAUCAUCUGGUCCUGUGUGAAAUGGAAUUCAUGGUAUUUUCUGUAACAUUUUCCUGAAGCUGUUUCUGGAGAGCCACACAUUUGAAUACAGCUUUCUUGAUCAUUUGAUUUAUUGUGCACCUGAUUUUUGGUCUAAAAAGGAAUUAUUGCCACAACAUAUUUUAUUUAUUCUUUAGAUUUUAGCCUUGUAAGUUGAAGUGCUUUACAUGAUAAUGUUAAAAGCUGUUUGUCCCUUGACUGGGUUUGGGGGGUUGUUAAAAGCUAGGGAAUGAAGAAUGCAAAAUGGUUUGUUGUUCAAACUGUCCACUCUGAUCCAACCCUGUACUGAUAGUACCUUUCCAGUAUGAUAUUGUGAUGUUUCAUACAAUGCAGUGAACAUAACCAACUUGUUACCUAAAUAAAGAAUUGAUAAAAACAG